AUGAGAUCCUUCGGCGUCAUCUUCUCCCUGUUUGUCGCGCUCGCCGUUGCGGCCCCAGCUGCCACUCCUGAGGGUGCUCUCGCCCAGCAGUCGGACCGCAGUAGCUGUGACAUCAGCUGCGCCUGCCAGGACCACCAGUGCGUCUGUGCAUUCUGCUAUCCCGGCGGCUGCAACUGGAACCCCAAUGGAAAGUCAUGCUAG
Thyridium curvatum is the source of this 201-nucleotide messenger RNA. RefSeq lists its product as uncharacterized. The coding region runs from base 1 to 201 and encodes 66 amino acids. The record is from RefSeq and is a predicted model, not a curated record. NCBI's taxonomy places the organism in Eukaryota, Fungi, Ascomycota, Sordariomycetes, Thyridiales, Thyridiaceae. The transcript has a single exon.